Lobosporangium transversale is the source of this 2458-nucleotide messenger RNA. RefSeq lists its product as hypothetical. Gene Ontology annotation, molecular function: protein binding. The record is from RefSeq and is a predicted model, not a curated record. The coding region runs from base 295 to 2457 and encodes 720 amino acids. Lineage: Eukaryota; Fungi; Mortierellomycota; Mortierellomycetes; Mortierellales; Mortierellaceae. The transcript is spliced from 3 exons.
CGAAUGCUCACUUUUCUACUCUUCUAUUCAUCCAUGUACAAAAUAAAAAAGCUUGUUAGUUUUUACACCUUUGCUUGAUCACACCUUGCCCACUUUUUCAUCAUUCCUCAUUUCAUCUCUACCUCUCUUUGUCUCCAUUGCAUGACUCUUUACAUCCAUUAGAUUUGCUUAAUUUCUUUAUUUUGACAGUUGCUCUUAAAGAGCAAACACAAACUGCUACGUUCCUUUGGCUUCGCCAGACUUCACUUCCCCCUUCCUCACCGUAAUAAUAAAGUCUUUUAAUCUCUAAAAAAAAUGUCUCUCCCCAUACCACAGCACUCUCACUACAGAAGCACUGCUUCUCUUGACAAGAACUCUUUCCUCAUACCACAAAAGUUCUCACGACGUCCCACUUCAUUUACUUCUCCUAUCAUUUCUACUUUGGUAGUUCUUGCCUUUGUAGGAUGGCCUUCAUUCUUUGUACAGCUGACAAUGGCAGUCGCUCCACGCCCCGUUGGUGGUUUUGCUAUCUGUCAGACCACUUCCUCACUACAUAUCCAGGGUGGAGUGACCUAUUCUGAUGAUGGAACCUAUCUCACCACUACGAAUCAACACUUUCGAUUGGAUCUCUCUAAAGGAUUUUCUUUAUCCGGAGCCUCAAACCCACCCGUUUGGGUUAAUAUGACCACUCAUUACUCUCCUUUUCAGAGAUUCCAUGCCGGUGCCUGUACACCAGACUCGGCUACGUUUCUCACUGUCGGAAACGCAGACUCUGUCAACACCGGGGCCUCAGGAGGUGGAUUCAUGAUGGCCUACAGUGUUACCAAGGGCACAUGGAUUGCGGUCACCCAGGCUGUGAGUGAAGCAACUGGCUCCAAUAACAACGGCUCUGGGAGGCGGUAUGAUCAAACCGGAGCAGGUGCGGGGAUCGUCGGUGCAGGACGGACUAUGCCUGGCUUCGCUCUUGCAACAACGACGAAUAACAAAGCUAUCACUGGACAAGGUGUGGUCAUCGGUGGUGGCUGGAUCUCUCAAAAGGGUUCUACUCAUUCUGCAUUGGCGACAGAGUUGACAAACUUGGUUACAGAGGCAGAUUUGGUAACCAUCGGAAGCGAUGGCUCCGUAGAGUCGCUCACUUGGUCGGUUGUUCCCAAAGCAGGGAAUGGUGGCUACAACGUUAAUCGUAAUUUGGGGUCACUAGCAGGCGCCAAGGUGGUGAUCUUGCCCUCAUCAGGCAAGGCUGUGGUAUUGGGCGGGGUGACCGGUGGACGAUCUAAUGGGUUAUCCUUUUCUACUAUACCAAUCAUUGACAUGGCAACAGGGGUUGUCAUUCUUCAGAGAACUCAAUCAAGCACACCAAACGCGACACCCCAAGAGCGCUAUGGUCACUGUGUUGCGCUCUCUGCUGAUGGAAACACAAUCUAUGUGUUUGGGGGUUCGCUCGUCUCGAAUGAUAUGCUUACAAACAACUUUUUUGCGCUCGAUAUCAGGACAUGGACAUGGCUUCAACCAACGGUCAAAACGUCGUUAGCUUCACCACCACCUGUGAGAGAUCAUCAAUGUGUCAUUAUUGGUAACCAAUUUUUGUCUUUAUUCGGAUUCAAUACCAACGGGGUACCGGAUUCAGGUAGUAGUGCCAGAGCUACACCUCCUAUUUAUGUGCUCUCCACUUCACAAUGGGAAUGGUCUGCUCAGUAUACACCCCUACCAGGGACACCAGCGCCACCUACACCUCCUGAUGUUCCGACGGAUGACAAAAAGAGCAAGAUCAACGGUGUGGGAAUUGCGUUUGGUGUGAUCUUUGGUCUGGCAUUUCUGGGUGUAAUUGGAUACAUGAUAUUUUCACACAAGCGCAAACAGAGACGGAAAGCAGAGAGAUUGAAGUUGAUCGAGCUAGAGGAACAAAAGAAAGAGGAGGUCAGACUUGAGAAGGAAAGGUUGGAGAAAAUGAGGGACGCUCCCUUACCACCAACACCGCCUAUGAUGGCUCAUGUAUAUAAUAAUGACAACAAUAACAAUAAUAAUAAUUCAAAUUACCAAGGACAGGGACAAGGUUAUGACUAUAAUACCAAUAUGCAUACUAAUAAAAACGGUGGAGCGUACUAUCAAUCACCACCGCCGCCCCAGAUGUCUGGCGCUCCCUCCACAAACUAUUAUCAAGCACAAGAUCCCUUCCAGAACACAACUUAUCAGCACUAUCAGCCUCAAUACCAGCAGCAACAGCAAAUACAGCCACCACUGACAAGCAAUUCGUACUAUCCACAGACAGGAGAUGUUUAUGAUAGGGCUCAAUUUAACCAUCCAUCCUCAUCAGGGCCUUCAUCUGCGUUUAUCCCAGAGGAGAUGGGUUCAAGAUCAUCGGCCAUGGAUGCAAACUACGUUGGAGGAUAUCCAGGUCAUCAUCAAACAGCUAAUUAUAAGAUGUCACUGGAAUCAGAAGGAGGAACGCGUCUACCACCUGGACCAUCAUAUCGUUAGU